Messenger RNA from Peromyscus eremicus (cactus mouse), 171 nucleotides. RefSeq names its product large ribosomal subunit protein eL38-like. Bases 1 to 171 code for a protein of 56 amino acids. Lineage: Eukaryota; Metazoa; Chordata; Mammalia; Rodentia; Cricetidae. The transcript has a single exon. Gene Ontology annotation, cellular component: cytosolic large ribosomal subunit; ribosome. Gene Ontology annotation, biological process: protein-RNA complex assembly; translation. The record is from RefSeq and is a predicted model, not a curated record. Gene Ontology annotation, molecular function: structural constituent of ribosome.
AUGCCUCAGAAAACUGAGGAAAUCAAGGACUUUCUGCUCACAGCCCAGCAGAAGGAUGCCAGAUCUGUCAAGAUCAAGAACAAGGAUAACGUGAAGUUCAAGGUUCGCUGCAGCAGGUACCUUUACACCCUUGUCAUCACAGAUAAAGAGAAGACUGAGAAGUUGAAAUAG